GAAAAAUAGAAAUCGAGAUAUUCAUUUCAUUCACACGUGAUUGUGCCUGCCAUGGUUUUAAAUUCCGAAUUGUGCCUGAUAUUGUUCGUCUUCCUUAUCCACUGUCGAGAUGACCCACCGUGAUCCGAUAACCGAGUAUGACUUGAUCGUCGUUGGCGCUGGUAUCUUGGGAUCCGCCGCCGCCAAAGCUUUUGGCCAAGAUGGUCGACGGGUACUCUUGUUAGAACGUGAUUUAAGUGAACCCGAUCGCAUUGUCGGUGAACUCUUGCAACCCGGAGGAGUCAAUGCAUUGCAAACACUGGGUCUUGAAGACUGCAUUGAAGACAUUGAUGGUAUUCCUUGUCGAGGUUACAGCGUGUUUCGCGACGGUCAGUGGGUGGACGUUCCUUAUCCCAUUUUGGAAACCACCAAUAAGCAGGCACUCGGCAAAUCGUUUCACCACGGAAGAUUUGUUCAAAAGUUGAGGCAAGCCGCCACAUGCGUCAAAAAUGUUACUGUUAAAGAGGCUACAGUCACCCAAUUAUUGAAGGAAAAGGACGGGAAAACUGACCAAGAUCAAGUCAUUGGUGUUUUGGCGCAGACCAAGGAUAACGAAGAAGUCCGGUAUUAUGCACCUCUUGUCAUUGUUGCCGAUGGGUUGUUUUCCAAGUUUCGAAAGGAUGUUACUGUCCGAACCCCAGAUGUACGGUCGCAUUUUGUAGGCUUUGUGAUGAAGGAUCUUGAUAUUCCAUUCCCGGAACGGGGUCAUGUUAUUUUGGCCAGUGUCGCACCGAUCUUGAUGUAUCAGAUUGGGAUCCAUGACACAAGAGUGUUGGUCGAUGUCCCAGGAAAACUGCCUUCAGCCUCCACCGGUGAACUCAAACGUUACAUGCAACAAGUUGUGGCACCCGAUCUUCCCGAACCCAUCCAGUCCAAAUUUCUAGAAGCAUUAGAGACUGAACGAUUACGAUCCAUGCCAAACGGUUUUCUUCCUCCUACCACCAAUCGCUGUCCUGGUAUGAUUCUUUUAGGUGAUGCCAUGAAUAUGCGGCAUCCCCUGACUGGAGGUGGCAUGACGGUUGCUUUGAAUGAUGUGGUUUUAUUACGUGAUCUUUUGUCAAAGGAUAAUAUACCCUCUUUUACAGCCACUGAUCUUAUUCAACAACAACUGAAGUCUUUCCACUGGCAACGAAAACGUUACUGUGCAGCCAUUAAUGUACUUGCCAUGGCUCUUUACCGCUUGUUCGCCGCAGCCAAUGAUCCUGAUCUCGCCGUCUUACAACGAGGCUGUUUCGCGUAUUUCCAGCUGGGUGGAGACUGCGUUAUGAAACCGGUUGGGUUACUUUCAGGAUUGAUUCAGCGUCCAUCGGUUCUCGUUUAUCAUUUUUUCAGAGUCGCAUUCUACGCGAUUUAUUUGGAGUUCAAAACCGCUGGUUGGUCCAACGCGCCACGAAGCAUGAUACGACUCUUCACCGUUCUCUACACUGCAUGCGUUACAAUUUUCCCCUACCUUUGGAGCGAGACCCGCCGCUAAUAUUGAUUCAUUCCCAUUCUAUAAUUAUUCUGUCUUCUCGUCUCUUUUAUUACUUUGUUAUCGUAUCUACUCAUCCUAUUAUCCUAGGCACACCCGUCAUAGGUUCAUCGAAUUUAGAAAAAACUAGUAUGACGAUCACUUUAACAUUGACUUUAUUUUAGCAAACCAAUUCCCAGUAUCAGGAACAAAUGCAGUGCUUUGACAAAGGAAGGUUGCACAACAAUACAGCAGGCAGUCAAAUAGAUUGAUCCUAAGGUGGUUGGCAUGUAUCAUAUUUCAUUUCGGCAGUAGCGAACCAACAAGGGACAUGUCAUAAUAAAUCGAUCAAGAGUCAUUACAUGCCUUACAUUCGCUGUGACAUAAAAGGAGAGC
Radiomyces spectabilis is the source of this 1885-nucleotide messenger RNA. RefSeq names its product squalene epoxidase-domain-containing protein. The transcript is spliced from 8 exons. Gene Ontology annotation, biological process: ergosterol biosynthetic process. NCBI's taxonomy places the organism in Eukaryota, Fungi, Mucoromycota, Mucoromycetes, Mucorales, Radiomycetaceae. The coding region runs from base 110 to 1513 and encodes 467 amino acids. The record is from RefSeq and is a predicted model, not a curated record. Gene Ontology annotation, cellular component: membrane; endoplasmic reticulum. Gene Ontology annotation, molecular function: flavin adenine dinucleotide binding; squalene monooxygenase activity.